Messenger RNA from Plasmodium gallinaceum, 3129 nucleotides. RefSeq names its product DEAD box helicase, putative. The record is from RefSeq and is a predicted model, not a curated record. NCBI's taxonomy places the organism in Eukaryota, Apicomplexa, Aconoidasida, Haemosporida, Plasmodiidae. The transcript is spliced from 10 exons. Bases 1 to 3129 code for a protein of 1042 amino acids. Gene Ontology annotation, molecular function: ATP binding; nucleic acid binding.
AUGUUAUCUAACAAAAAAAAAGAAAAAAAAGCGAAUCCAUUAAUUUGUCAUAGAAGAUUAGGAAUUUAUAAGAAAAAAAUAUACGAAAAUAAUAAACAAUUAAUUUAUGUUUCAUUAUCUGGGCAUAUUUACACCAAUAAUACAUAUAAGGAAAUAGUUAAAUUUGAUAAUAAUAUUCUUAACGAAUUGAAUAUAUCAAAGACAGGAAAUAAUUCUUCAAUAAAUAAUGUAAAAUUAUUUUAUAACAAAUUAAAUGAGUCUAAAAUUAAUGGAGAUAUUUCUAAUUGUGAAGAAAAAAAAUUCGAGUAUUAUUUUAUACCCGAUUCAAUCAUAAAAGAAUAUAAUAAUAUAGGAAUAUAUGAACUAUAUAAAGAUCAAAUUGAAUGUUUAAAAAAUAUAUUUCAUAAUGAAGAAAUUGAAAAUAACUUGAAAAAUAAAAAUGAUGAAGAAUUUUUUGUCCAUAGAAAAAAAGAAAAUGUAAAUUUUUUAUUAGAUUCUGAUUUUUUUCUACCUAUAGAGAAAUCUGAAAUAAAAGAUAUAAAAUGUCUAUAUUAUAAAGAUAAUAAAAUAAAUGAAAGUAUUAGGGAUAAAGAGAAUGAAUAUAAAAAUUAUACUUGUAAUAAUAAUAUCUUUUAUAAAAAUUUUAUAUUUAAUAUAACAACAGGUAUGGGAAAAACAGUUAUUUAUGAUAUUUUAAUUAUUAGAUUUAUUUUGUAUAAAGGAUAUAGAGUAGUAUUAUCAUUGCCAACAAUGUCUUUAAUUAAUGAAAAAAGUGAUUAUUAUGAGAAACUACUUGGAAAUAAUACAGUAUCAUUAAAUAUAAAAAAAUUUAAUAGUUUAAAUUUUACUGGAUAUUCAUAUAAUAUGUCAACAGAUAUUGCCUUAUGUACAUAUGAACAAGCUAAUAUUAUAGUUAAUAUAAUUAUUAAGAAUAAUUUAAAAUGUAAUUAUAUAUUUAUUAUUGAUGAAAUCCAUUAUAUAAAUGAUAUACAUAGAGGAUUUUUUAUUGAAUCAUUAUUAACCAAAAUUAAAUUUAUUCAAAAAAAUUAUGAACAUCUUUUUUAUAUAAGAACUUAUAGUUUUUCAGCAACAUUAUCAAACAUUGAUCAAUUGGGAGAAUGGUUAAAUGCUAAAGUAUAUGUAAGUAAGGAGAAAUUAUAUAAUAUAAAAUAUCUAUAUAAAAUUAAAAAUAUAAUUUAUAAGGAUUUAAAUAUAAAUGAAAUUGAAAGAAAAUUAGAUAAUCCAUUUUUACUUGAUCCGGAUCAUUUAGUUUAUUUAAUAAGUGAAGAAUUAAUUCUAAAAAAAAAUGUUUUGAUAUUUUGUCCUACAAGAGAUAAAACUGAAAAAGUUGCUUCAUUUAUAAGUAAUGUAUUACCUUACUAUUUAAAAAAUAAAAAUUAUCGUAUAAAUAAAAGAUUACUAGAUAAAAGAAUACAUUUAAUAAAUGAAUUAAAAAAAUUAAAUGUAAAAAUAGAAAAUUUAGAAAAAUUAAUUUUGAAUGGAAUUUUUUUUCACCAUUCUCAACUAGAUAAAAAUGAAAAAGAAAUUAUUGAAAAUUCUUUUAAAAAUAACAUUCUUUUUUGUCUAUGUUGUACUACGACUUUAUCUGUGGGAGUUAAUCUUAAUGUUCAUACAGUUAUUAUUAGAAGUCUAAGAUUAGGUAAUACAUAUUUAACAAAAGAUCAAAUUAUUCAAAUGGCUGGUAGAUGUGGACGAACAAAAAAAGUAUUAGAAAAAAAAAAAAUUGAUGUUGAUAAUUAUAUUGAUAGUGAAAUUUAUGCAACAAAUGAUUUAUGUAAUAAUAGAAAUGAUUUUUCUAUUUAUGAUUAUGAUAUAGGUUGUGAUGGAAAAGUUUUGAUUUUUUUAAAUCAUUGUGAUAAGAAUUAUUUAGAAAAAAUAUUUAGUAAUAAUUUUGAAAUGUGUAAACUGAAAACGAAAUUACAUAAUUUUCAAUUAUGUAAAUUUAUAUUAGAAUUUAUACAUUUAGAAUUAAUUAAAACAAAAAAAGAUAUGUUUGAUUUGCUUUUCUUUUAUACACUUAAGUUUUUUAAAAUUGAAAAUAGUCUUGAAAAAGAGAAAAUUAUAAAAGAAAUAAAACAAAAUUUUCAAUUCCUAUUUGAAAAUAAAUUAAUUAUUAUACCUUAUGAAAAGGAACAGAUUUAUUACCAUUACUUAUUUUCUAAAAUUUAUAAUUUAAAUUUAUAUAAAAUGAGUAACUUUUUUGAUUUUCAAUUCUUAAAUGAAUUCAUCAAUAUUGAUAUAUUAAUGAAGUGUGACUUAAAAAAAAAAAAAGAACUUUUUAAUAAAUUGCUUGUAAAUUAUAAGUUUAUAAAUAAUAAAAAAGAUGAAAAAUCUUUUUUUACACUUCCUUUUAUAACAAUUUUAUUAAUUUUUAAAGACACUCAAUUUAACAAAAAUUUAUUUCAAAACUUAUUCGUGCAAUUAAUUAAAUAUUUAUUUAUCAUCAAUAUAAAUGAAGAACAAUAUAAUUUUUAUGUUUAUGACAUUUUAAAUGAAGAAGAUAAUAUUUCUUGUACUGAAUUAUCUUCUUAUUUUUAUUCUAUCUUUAAUGUUUUUGAUUUUAUUUUCAAUUAUUCAUUAAUUCAAUAUACAUAUAUAAAAGGAUUUCCUACAGACAGUUUAUUAAUGAUAUUUGUUUUUUGUAUGAAUUCAGAAGUAUCAUUAAAAAUUCAUUUUGAUAUAUAUGAAGAAAUAUUAAAAUCAAAUAAUAAUAUAUAUAAAAUUUUUCAAUAUUUUGGUUUACAAAUUGAUAAAUUGCACAAGUUUAAAUUAAAAAAAAGUGAUGAUCUUUACUCUACUUCAUUAAGUAUUUUAAAGGGGGAAAUAGAUAUAGACAAAUUAUAUGAAAAUUUUGAAUGGAUAAAAAUAAAAAGAUUUUAUUUUUCAUUAAUUGUUUAUGAUGUGUUUAAAGAAGAUUUAAAUACUGUCUCUUAUAAAUAUAGAUUAAAAACUAAUGAAGUAAAAAAUUUAUAUAUAAAAAGUUGUUAUAUUCUUUCUUUUAAUUUUAAAAUUUUGCGUAAUUUUAGAAACUCCUUGGACAUUUUUUGUAUAGUUUUAGAAAAUUUACUAUCGAAAAUGAAAUCAAAAAAUUUUCUUUUUAAAUUUUAA